AUGCCUUACAAGACCACCGAGCCACGCGAUGACCACAUCCUCUGGGAGUGCAAACGUCUGAAAGACGCAGCUUCGACGACCUGCUGCGGCAAGUUCAACGGCAUGAGGGACGAAAAGUGCGGAUGGUGCAAGACCAACCGCGACAUUGGGUCCAUGGCAGUCGACAGGACCCGCAAAACUAUCGGAAAACUCGUCGAGAAGAAUCCAGACGGUCUUGACGUUUGGAAAUAUGACGAUGAUGUGACUUCUACCAAGUUUCCUUCUCGUUGGGCAGGGGAUUUUGGCAGGUUUAUGGUUGAUUUGCACAUCAAAUUCACCAUGAGUUUGAUUAGGGUGUCAUAUGUCCCAGUGGGAGGACCCUAG
This is a messenger RNA of Fusarium graminearum PH-1, 363 nucleotides long. RefSeq lists its product as uncharacterized. The record is from RefSeq and is a predicted model, not a curated record. Bases 1 to 363 code for a protein of 120 amino acids. The transcript has 3 exons. NCBI's taxonomy places the organism in Eukaryota, Fungi, Ascomycota, Sordariomycetes, Hypocreales, Nectriaceae.